Molecule: messenger RNA, 1941 nt
Organism: Capsella rubella
Lineage: Eukaryota; Viridiplantae; Streptophyta; Magnoliopsida; Brassicales; Brassicaceae
Product: sugar transport protein 11
Exons: 3
Coding region: 173-1732 (519 amino acids)
Biological process (GO): monosaccharide transmembrane transport
Cellular component (GO): membrane
Molecular function (GO): monosaccharide transmembrane transporter activity
Source: RefSeq, a predicted model, not a curated record
ACGAUCAAGAAGCGAGAAACAAUCUCCUUCUUCAUCGUGUUCUUCUUCCUCGUUAUCACUUUGUUUUCAUUACGACGAGAAUUAAUUGAGAUCUUGAACGCUCCAAUCAUCAUCAUCAUCAUCUAAAGCCGGAAAACAAAGCUGUGGUUUUUGGCUUCAUCGUCUUAAAUCCAUGGCAGGAGGAGUUUUUAUGGACGAGAGUGGCCAUGGAAGAGACCACGAUCAAGGCGGUGUAACCGCAUUUGUUGUGGUUACCUGCAUUGUAGCUGCAAUGGGUGGUCUCCUCUUCGGUUACGACAUUGGUAUCUCAGGAGGUGUGACAUCAAUGGAUGAGUUUCUAAAGAGAUUCUUCCCUGACGUGCUUCGUGGAAUGCAAAAGGAAACAGGGCGUGAAACAGAGUAUUGUAGAUACGACAAUGAGCUUCUAACUCUCUUCACCUCCUCUCUCUACCUCGCUGCUCUAUUCGCUUCUUUCCUCGCUUCAACGAUUACAAGGCUUUUUGGCCGGAGGGUGUCCAUGAUCAUCGGGAGUCUCGCUUUUCUCUUUGGAGCUCUUCUCAAUGGUUUCGCUAUCAGCCUCGAGAUGUUGAUCAUCGGGAGGUUGUUUCUUGGUGUAGGUGUCGGAUUCGCUAACCAAUCUGUUCCUCUUUACCUCUCUGAGAUGGCUCCUGCUAAGAUCAGAGGAGCUCUAAACAUUGGUUUCCAAUUAGCGAUCACGAUCGGGAUCUUAGCGGCGAACCUUGUCAACUACGUAACCCCAAAGCUCAAGAACGGGAUCGGAUGGAGAGUAUCUCUAGGUUUAGCUGGUGUUCCGCCCGUUAUGAUGCUUGUCGGAUGCUUUUUCUUGCCAGAGACGCCAAACUCAAUUCUUGAACGUGGGAAUAAAGAAAAGUCUAAGGAGAUGCUACAGAAGAUCAGAGGAACCAUGGAGGUCGAGCAUGAGUUUAAUGAUCUUUGCAACGCGAGUGAGGCCGCAAAGAAAGUUAAGCAUCCAUGGACGAAGAUAGCGCAAGCUCGUUAUCGACCGCAGCUAAUUUUUUGUACGUUCAUCCCAUUCUUCCAACAGCUAACAGGGAUCAACGUCAUUAUGUUCUAUGCACCUGUUCUGUUUAGGACCAUCGGUUUUGGAAAUGACGCCUCUCUCAUAUCCGCGGUCAUCACCGGACUCGUCAAUGUCCUCGCCACCCUUGUCUCCAUCUACUCCGUAGACAAAUUCGGACGCAGAGCUUUGUUUUUUGGAGGUGGUAUCCAGAUGAUCUUGACUCAGAUCGCGGUUGGUUCAAUGAUCGGAUGGAGAUUUGGAGUAAAAGGGGAAGGAACGUUAUCACUGGUUGAUGCGGAUAUAAUCUUGGCAUUGGUCUGCCUCUACGUGGCCGGUUUUGCAUGGUCAUGGGGACCGUUGGGAUGGUUAGUGCCGAGUGAGAUAUGUCCAUUGGAAAUUAGAUCGGCAGGACAAUCGUUAAACGUUUCGGUGAACAUGUUCUUCACGUUCUUAAUUGGACAAUUCUUCUUGACGAUGCUUUGCCACAUGAAGUUUGGUCUGUUCUACUUCUUCGCCUUCAUGGUCUUGAUCAUGACCAUUUUCAUUUACUUCUUGUUACCGGAGACAAAAGGAGUUCCGAUUGAGGAUAUGGGGAGAGUGUGGAAGGAACAUAGAUACUGGGGGAAGUAUAGUAAUAUUGAUGAUGGUGAUGAUGAUGUUGAUGAUGCUGCUUAUAGUUUUAGUCGAUGAGCUUCAUCAACAUAUUUGGAAUUUAGGAUUUUAAGAACUUGUUAAUGAGAAGAAAGCUUGUACUGACCGGAUUCGUUUUCAAAUUAAAACCUUAGAGCAACCACAACAAGAGAAUCCCAUUUUGGGCUCUUGGUAAUAUUUUUAUUUUUUAGUAUUAAUUUUGUAAAAUUUGAAAAUAAAUGAUGAUGUUGGGGUUUUUAAAUUUGUAG